AGACGCUUCAAAUGCUGUUAGGAUAAUGAAACACUUUAUAUUAAUCCUGUACGCCUUCAUGAGCUCUACUCGAAUGUGCCUACUAACAGUCGGGAGGAAACAGGAGCCAAAAGGAAAGGAAAUCUCAGAAUUGCUGACAAGGCUUCUGGAUUGCACUCGGUACGAUGGCCGACUUCGACCAAAUUACGGCGAAGGUCCAGUUGAAGUUUCGGUCGGGUUUUGGAUUUUGUCAAUUGAAAGAAUUGAUGUAGUCAACAUGGAUUUCACAAUCGACAUAUUUCUUCGACAACAAUGGACCGACAAGAGACUGGACCACGGUCUGAAUCACACCAUCACACUCAGCAGCCGUUGGGCCAUGAAAAAGAUCUGGAUCCCAGACUCAUAUUUUGUGAACGCGAAAACUGGCCGCAUGCACCGAGUAACGACUCCUAAUAUGAUGCUUACGUUAGGUCCUGGAGGAGUGAUAAAAUACAAUGCAAGGACAACCAUCAAAGCAGCUUGUCUCAUUGAUUUGCGAAAGUUCCCAAUGGACAGUCAAGUUUGCCCGCUGGUGCUGGAAAGCUAUGGCUAUAGUGCAGAACAUAUUCGUUAUAAGUGGGAAGUCUCUGGAACGGACGGCCAGUCUUUUGUUCCAUCUGGAUUCCGCCUUAUGCCGAACUAUAACCUGACAAACAUCAACCUCUCGCUUACCAUGAACAAAUACGUUGUUGGAAAUUUCUCGGGUGUAUGUGCGACAUUUACCUUCAAACGUUCCUACAGCUACUUUUUAAGUCACAUAUAUGGCACGAGUUCUGUAAUUGUGGCUAUAUCGUGGAUUGGGUUUGUUGUUCCUUUUGAGCAAACCGCUGCCCGAGUUGCUCUUGGCAUUACGUCGUUAUUGACGGAGGUCACCAUUUUGAACAUGAUGAACAACUCUAUGCCAAAGGUGAGUUACGUCAAAUCAAGCGACAAGUAUCUAAUUGGUUGUUUUGUGUUCGUGUUUUUGACCCUCAUCGAGUACUGUGUCGUGUUGUUGUUGAAAGCAAAGCAAAAGCAGAGGAGUAUCAAGUUCCGUAAUACUGCCAGAAAACAGCAGAAAAACGAUGAGAAAUGUGACCAUGUGGAAGCGAAGGACUGGAUAAGGAAUGGCACUCUACUCAACACAAAGGAGAAUAACCUCAAUUUUUCUCAUGGUAGUUUGAAGAAAGCUACAAGCGAAUACUCUUCAGGGUACACCUUGGCUACUUUCAGAGAUGCUGAUGUUGGUGCUCUCCUUCCCUGCAAUAAAUCACAGAUGCACUGUAAAACAUUUGUUAAACAAGUCGAAGCAAGGAUUCUUACAGAUACGUUUAUUUUGAGCAUUGAUGAGUAUUCCUUCAGACUUUUUCCUCUUGCUUUUGCCGUGUAUAAUGCUUGCUACUGGAUGGAUUAUAUUUAAUUGGACACUGUUAAGCCAGCUCAUGCAAAAGAGCCAAUGUAAAAAACCGUAUCUACAAAGAACUUAAACGAGGGAUCGAAACUGACCGAUCACAUGUUUGCAGACGCUCCCAAUUUCACAGACAAAUCCAGGCCACAUCACCGGAGGCUACAUUCCCUACUCUAUGUAAGAAGUGUUGGGUUCUUUACGUCCCCUGCUGAUUAAACAGACAGACAAAAAUACAGGAGACGUUCAAGAACUUUGUUCUGAUCACUUAUCACAGUGUAAAUCUCAUAAUCAUAAAAAUUAAAGUUUCCUCGAUUGCGAUUGGUUAAAAAAACUCAUAUUUCCCCCUGAUUAACUUGCCAAGUUGUUAUCGGACAGUUUGUUAUGGGACAGUUCAAUAAGCUCGUCAUAUUUAAAGCUGUAGUUUAAAUCAACCAAUCACAUACAAAGUUAUAGUUUAAAUAUACCAAUCACAUUCAAAGUUGUUGUUUAAAUCAACAAAUCACAACCUUGGUUUCAAUCACCAUAGAAACAGUGUACAGACUCCUAAAUUGAGAUUUUCUUCAAAAUGGAGAAUUUGUUUCCCUUGAACAAUACCAGUACUUCGUAAAGUGUAAUUUUUAUGACUUAUUGGCAAUGAGACUUGGUGUCGUCCAAUUCGGUCUGCAAUCAUACUCGAGAUAAACAAAUCGGACUCCCGCUGCGCGUUCGUCCGAUUUUGUUAUUACUCCUAUGAUUUUAGACUGAACUGGAUUCCACUCAGUCUUAUCACCAUUGCUAAUUUCAAUAACUCGAGAUUAAAGAUGCUUUAACAAGUGUCAAGCAGUAGUAAGGAAGAACAAAAGCCAAUUUUCCGAGAGCCUUAAUCAAAUUAAACGCUUUCCUAAAUUA
Messenger RNA from Pocillopora damicornis (cauliflower coral), 2293 nucleotides. RefSeq names its product gamma-aminobutyric acid receptor subunit beta-1. Gene Ontology annotation, cellular component: membrane. Gene Ontology annotation, molecular function: extracellular ligand-gated monoatomic ion channel activity; transmembrane signaling receptor activity. The record is from RefSeq and is a predicted model, not a curated record. Lineage: Eukaryota; Metazoa; Cnidaria; Anthozoa; Scleractinia; Pocilloporidae. Gene Ontology annotation, biological process: monoatomic ion transmembrane transport.